UGCUGUCUGAACAAUUCAAAAUUGUAAAUUUUGCGACAAGAUUGUUAGGCCGUUCAACUUUAACUUACUUGAUACUUCAGUCUUCACUGAUCAGUGAUGAUUCUGCUGCAUUGAAUACAUUUUCAUCUGGUUGAGUUGUAAAAUGAACUCUGUAUAUCUCUAAGCAAGCAAAUGAAAGUGCAUUGCACCUGCCAGCUAAUGUUAAACUAUAGGAAUAUCACAUGGGGCGGGGCGUGUUCCUCUAAUGUUAAAGGUCCAUGUCCUCCCCAGUGUCUGUGUGUAACUCCAGUACUGCUGCUAACAUUUGCUGACCCUCCCAAUAAAUGACAAGUUGAUACAUCACUGCAUUAAACACCUCAAAGUCAAAUACCGAUACGUUUGUAACACACAGUCUCUCUAUACCAGUCCACCCAUCCCCCUCCAGUCAAAAAAGCAAAUUUAAAUUUCUACCAGUUUUAAAAGAACUAGUUAAUCCUCCACCUCUCAAGGUGCUAUAGUUUGUUUUGUUGAGAGGCUUUAACUCUACAUGCAUUACAAUCACGGAUGUUCUUUUUUUCCCCUAUACCUUUAUUCUAUACAGUCAGUGGGCAUACAGCGGUCACAACUCCCACCUCCACGGCCCUUGCCACCACGACGACCGCGUGCACUGCCCCCCAUGCCAAGUCUGGAUACUGGAGACGAAAUGCCCCUGGCCAAAACCAAGAAGAAGAAGCCAAAAAAAGAGUCCAAUGAUGCUGAGGAUGCAGAAGAACCCGGCCUGGAGAUGGAGGGGAUGGUCAGUCGCAGACAGUCUGAGAGCAGGGAUCCCCUAACUCCAGAACCCCAAGACGUUCAACCACAGAAGAAGAAGAAGAAAAAGAAGGCACAGACUCCAGAUACAGAUCGAGACGGAGAAAAUGCCCAAGCUGAUAUGGCAAAUGGAGGGGAUGGGGUGGAACAGCAGACAGACGGCGAAGAAGUAAUCCGGAAGCCCAAAAAGAAGAAGAAACCAAAGACAACUGAGAGGCAGUACUCAAAUGAGGUGGACAUUGAAGAUGAAGAUAUCAUCACAGAUACACUUCCCUCCAUCCCCCAGCAUUCACUGUUUUCUGCCCCUCAAGGCCACAGUCAACCAGUCGGCAAAAUGUUUAUUGAGAAGAACCGGCGGUUCCAUGCGGCAGACCGCUUGGAUGUGGGUAAGCCGAUAAAUCAAAUAGAAGACUACCUGGAGAUGAGGUCUUUGUGGACCACCCGGGAUGUGGCCUUGAGAGUGCACAGUGGUUUCAGGGUUAUCGGGCUCUUUUCGCACGGAUUCCUGGCAGGAUACGCAGUUUGGAACAUCAUUGUGGUGUAUGUGCUAGCUGGGGAGCAGCUCACCACGCUGUCAAACCUACUCAACCAGUAUCACACGCUGGCCUACCCAGCCCAGUCGUUGCUGUACCUGCUGCUGGCCAUCAGCACUGUUUCUGCCUUUGACAGAGUGAACUUGGCCAAGGCCUCUGUAGCCCUGAGGGGCUUCCUCACUAUGGAUCCAGCAGCACUCGCCUCCUUCUUGUACUUUGCAGCUUUGAUACUUUCUCUCAGCCAGCAGAUGACCAGUGACAGGAUCAACCUCUACGUCUCUGCCAAUGCGACUUUGUGGCCAGAGGGUUCAGAGCACCGCUUCCUGCAGCCCUGGAUCGUCGUGAACCUGGUGGUGGCACUACUGGUGGGACUGGCAUGGGUAUUUGUCUCCACUCGUCCGGACUUGGACUACACCGAGGGGUCCUUAAUGGCAAUGGAUUUGGAGGAUUUUUCAUGUCAGGAGGAGAAGCCACAAACUCCAGCCUAAGAAAACAGACCCACCAUUAUUUUGUUGCAAGUUUUCGCCUACAGCCCAUAGCUUGUAAUUGCUUGCUUUAUAUCGUUUGUUGUGUUGUUAACCAAAGUAUGCAACCACUUCAUAAAUGUUUUGACAUUUUUGUCAUGUAAUAGACUGUCUAUAUGUAGAUGUUUCUUUUAAAUUGUUUUUAAAAUAUGUAAAACCUUUCAUGUUUUCCAGAUUUCUCCAGUACUUAAGCCUGGUGUCAUGAAAAAGUUUGAACGCAAAUGACUUGGCUGAUGACCAUGUUUAAGGAAAGUCUAUAAAAUCAGUAUCUGCUCUUUGCAAUUUUUCAAAGAAACAGGUCUGCUCUGAACUGCCAUUUUAGGAUGUUUCUUCAAUACAUACUGUAUCACUCUCUCUAAAGUCUGGUUAUGUAAGAGUACAAAAUGUACAACGAUUUCUUCCAUUUCAAAGUGAUUUAUCAAAAGCAGUGAUGGUACACAAAUGCUGCAGGGUAGAACAAGAAACUUCAAAUGGAAUUUGACUGAAAUGGACAUUAUAUACUUAACCUGCAGAUACCAUCCACCAGAACCUGAGUUAAAAAGAUGUUUUUUAAUCAUCUCUUGAGAACUAUUUG
Messenger RNA from Scleropages formosus (Asian bonytongue), 2420 nucleotides. Its product is annotated as transmembrane protein 237A-like. Gene Ontology annotation, cellular component: ciliary transition zone. The transcript is spliced from 13 exons. Bases 527 to 1810 code for a protein of 427 amino acids. The record is from RefSeq and is a predicted model, not a curated record. Gene Ontology annotation, biological process: cilium assembly. NCBI's taxonomy places the organism in Eukaryota, Metazoa, Chordata, Actinopteri, Osteoglossiformes, Osteoglossidae.